AUGAUUUAUUUAUUCCUCCCUGAGUCAGUCCUGUUCCUGGGACUCAGUCACAGUCUGACCGCUGACCUGCAGCUGGCAGCAGCAGCUUUAUCCAUCGUGUGUGCAGCUGUGUGUGUGGCCUGCUCCUCCUGCUCCUCUUCCUGCAGAUGUACACUCCUCCUAAUGUUUCCCAGCAUGCUCGGCUCCAGAGGACGAGCGUAUCUGAUGCUGCUUCUCCUGAUGGUGCUGUGCAGAGGGCCGCUCUCUAACAUCCAGAGUAAUGUGGAGGCGGCGGCUCUCUCUCUCAGCUGCAACCUGGACCUGCAGAUCCACCACAGCAAGCUCCUGUGGAGAGAGACUCUCGACCCGUACAUCAGCAUCUCUCAGCAGCUCAUGGACGAUAAAGAGGAGUUCCAGUCGGAGAUUCGGAGCGUUAGCAGGACGUUUCAGGAGGUCAGAGACGAGGUCGUCCGUCAAUACGGAUACAACGACUUCAGCAGGAAGCACACCGCAGGAACAGGAAGCAGCACGCAGGGCAACAGGAAGCACAACGCAGGAACAGGAAGCAGCACGCAGGGCAACAGGAAGCACAACGCAGGAACAGGAAGCAGCACGCAGGGCAACAGGAAGCACACCGGAGGAACAGGAAGCAGCACGCAGGGCAACAGGAAGCACAACGCAGGAACAGGAAGCAGCACGCAGGGCAACAGGAAGCACAACGCAGGAACAGGAAGCAGCACACAGGAGCAGUUCAGCUCCCGGACCAUGAUGCAGUGCGACAGUGUGGUGGGGGGGGGGGUGCAGCGGUGCUCUGAUUGGUUCAGCCUCAGGUGGGCGGAGUGUAUGGAGGCCGUCUCCGUCCCUGUCAUCAACCACCUGCUCUGCAUCUGCAUGAAGCUGCACUUCCUGUGUGACGUGCUCAGAGUGAUGACCCCGUGGUGCAGGGAUCAGGUCCCGGUCGAAGGAAACUUCGGUCAGCUGUUCGACCGUCUCAACGAGUCCAUGGACCUCCUGAGCCGGGAGUUCAGCGCUGAACUGGUCCUGCAGGAGGUGCAGCAGCAGGAGGUGUUGGGAGGAGCUCUGAUGGAGGACGAGUUCACGGAGGCCGUCAGAGGAUCCUUCAGGCAGCUGAGGAGAGACGUGGAGCGCCUGCUGACCAUCCUGCAGCUGAUGCUCUCCUUCACAUUCAUCUCCACCUUCACUCAAGCUUUUGGUUACCUGCGUCAGUACAGGAGAGAUGUUCGAUUUGACAACCUGUACAUCACCAGCCGCUUCAGACGGAUGGACGCCCGCAGGAGCAGAGCGGGGAAGCGCUGCGUGCUGCCUCUGCUGAGACCCCAGCAGCUGAUCGAGCCCUGCAGUCUGAGGGUCCACCAGCAGGAGCUGCAGCACCUGUCCUCAGGUGUGUGUCAGCUGCUCUCCCUCUCCCUCCUCUCGCUCGUCCUGCUCACCGUCGACUUCUCUCUGUUCCACGUGAUGAACAUCGUCAGCACACACACCAUCAGCAACUUCAACCUGACCAGUCGGCACCAGGUGGACAUCAGAGUGGGCGGAGCCUCCAUGAUGGCGCGGCUGCUCAGGAAGACGGUGUCGGCAUUCAACAGAUCCAGCAGCGUCAGCAUCCACACACACAACAGAGUGUGCGUGUUCCCCCCCUCACCCCUCCCUGCAGGUGUGUAUGUGAGCUGUGUGAUUUGUGUCCUGAUGGUUGCGCUGUGCAGCGUCCUGCAGGUGUACACACACCGCCUCCGCCGAGCCAUCUCAGCAUACUACUACCCACAGACAGAGAAGAGGCGUGUCCUGUUUCUAUACAAUCUGCAGCUCCAGAGACGGAUUUCCUCCCCGGACAGUGAACGUCUCACCAGCUGGGCAGAGAGGAGCAGGAGGGUGUGUCAGAGUCUCUGCAGGUGUGGACGUUCCCUCCAACAGGAAGAUGCCCCCCCCGCAUAGACAGGAAGCUCCACCUGCAGCGCACACACUUUAGAGAAGAAGAAGAAGAAGAAGAAGAAGAAGAAGAAGAAGAAGAAGAAGAAGAAGAAGAAGAAGAAGAAGCUUUAAAAGAGAAUAAAGAGGAGCUGAGGGACCCUCGUCCUCCCUCAUGUUUCACUUGAGCAGCUGCACAGCAUGUGAAUCCUCAUGCACGAGACAAAGAGGGUGAAGGUGAAGAGUAGCUGUUGCAGAGCAAAGGAGUGUGUGUGUGUGUGUGUGUGUGUGUGUGUGUGUGUGUGUGUGUGUGUAUGUAGAUAGAAGAUAGAAUGGGAGGAUGAAACCCUCAUUAUUAGUCACAUACAUGCACACAUCAGAGCACACACAGUAAAAUGUGUCCUCUGCAUUUAACCCAUCCUAGUACUGAGAGCAGUGGGCAGCUAUUGUGCAGCGCCCGUGUGUGUGUGUGUGUGUGUGUGUGUGUGUGUGUGUGUGUGUGUGUGUGUGUUUGUGCGAGCGUUGAAGUUCUUAAUGUAUGUGUUUAUUUGUGUAGAAACAGUUAGUGUGCUCUGUUCAGACUUUAAUCUGAUGACCUCACUGACCCCGCUCUGGAUUAAUACUCUAGGGCGGUGGAAGGAACACUUUGAGGAACUCCUGAACCCGACAACUCCGCCCUCUAUGUUAGAGGCGGAGCUGGAGUAUGAAGGGGGAUCAACUCCUAUCUCACGGGGGGAAGUCACUGAGGUAGUUAAACAGCUCCACAGUGGCAAAGCCCGGGGGUGGAUGAGAUCCGCCCAGAAAUGCUGAAGGCUCUGGGUGUUGAGGGACUGUCAUGGUUGACACGUCUCAUCAACAUUGCGUGGAAGUUGGAAACAGUACCGAAGGAGUGGCAGACCGGGGUGGUGGUUGCUCUUUUUAAAAAGGGGGAUCAGAGGGUGUGUGCCAAUUACAGAGGCAUCACAUUACUCAGCCUCCCCGGGAAAGUUUACUCUAAGGUGCUGGAAAGGAGGGUCCGACCGAUUGUCGAACCUCAGAUUGAAGAGGAACAAUGCGGUUUUCGUCCUGGUCCUGGAAUGACGGACCAGCUUUUCACUCUCGCAAGGA
Eleginops maclovinus (Patagonian blennie) is the source of this 3009-nucleotide messenger RNA. RefSeq names its product DC-STAMP domain containing 1 (gene dcst1). The transcript is spliced from 14 exons. Gene Ontology annotation, cellular component: membrane. Bases 1 to 1929 code for a protein of 642 amino acids. Lineage: Eukaryota; Metazoa; Chordata; Actinopteri; Perciformes; Eleginopidae. The record is from RefSeq and is a predicted model, not a curated record.